Messenger RNA from Dracunculus medinensis (Guinea worm), 669 nucleotides. The record is from the annotation of a GenBank genome assembly. NCBI's taxonomy places the organism in Eukaryota, Metazoa, Nematoda, Chromadorea, Rhabditida, Dracunculidae.
UUGAAUUUCGUUAUAUUUUCAUUUUUUAUUUUUGAUGAAAUUACUGGAAUCGAAGGAUUUAUUUUUUUUAACGCAAUUUGUUCUUUUUUAGCUUUGGCUUUAUUCGAAGCUGUUAAUGCUUUGUGUGGUACGCUUACAGAACUUUGCACGCCUGUUUCUUGUCCAGUUAUGUGUUAUCCGGGUGUUCCUAAAGCACAUUGGAUAAGCGAACGCAGAAAGCAUCAUCUUUAUUCAGCAAUGCAAUACAUCGACUGUGUUAUGUCAUUUUGUGAAAAGUCCUCGAAGGACGAAAGCUUAUAUCCAACUAAAUAUGGUAAUUCAUUUUCCUGUAAUUUUGAAUCUCAUUGUCGACGUUUGUUGCAACUUUUAUGGCAUUGUUGCGGUCAUCUUUAUACGAAUCACUGGGAGCAAUUGUCAGCAUUGAAUUUGCGACCACAGUUUAGUUUAGUUUUAGCACACAUGCACAGCAUCGCUAAAAUUUAUGGUCUUAUGGAUAGUAAAGAACUAUCAAUCAUUUCUCGAACGCUUCAGGUUAUUUUAUCAUUUCUACAUAGUGGAGGUCAUUCCCAUAGCAAAUGGUCGCGAAUGCCCUCAUCAAAGAGUGGAAGUUGGGGUGGUCAUCCGUCACCCUCUAUUAUUUCGUAUAAAUCCUAUGCACAAACUUGUUAA